Phyllopteryx taeniolatus (common seadragon) is the source of this 1422-nucleotide messenger RNA. Its product is annotated as cdc42 effector protein 3. Lineage: Eukaryota; Metazoa; Chordata; Actinopteri; Syngnathiformes; Syngnathidae. The transcript has 2 exons. The record is from RefSeq and is a predicted model, not a curated record. The coding region runs from base 400 to 1110 and encodes 236 amino acids.
UCACCUGGUUUAUCCCUCAUGCAAAGACUUUCAACGGCAACACACCUGGAGAGUUCCACAGAGAAAAUGGGAGUUAGCACAGGGAAGGAUUAUUGAAGAAAAGACCAGAGCUCUAAUGGACUGAAAGCAAAAGGUAGAUGCAUAUCUUAAUGUAAAAACUCUGUUGUGUCACUGAGGAAAAUCCCAUUUUAGCUCAGUUGGUUUAUGUCCCAAGGCUGCCUAUUGAAGUCUUCUCUGCAACAGUUGAACAAGCCCCGUCAUGUCAUGUUUGUCAGUGUUCAGGUACGAGGCACAGCCAAGUUUCAUGACAGAUUCGAGUGUGCAAGCUUGGAGUUCAAAUAUCCAGUAUUUGCUCAAGAACACAGAUGAUUCUCCCAAAAUGUCAAAUUCCAAGUAUUGAUGGUUGAACAAAGAAGGACACACAAAAGGGUUCAACGACUUUGGAGAUCACAUAGGACAUAUAAAGAACCUAAUUCUUUAUUAAAGACUGCCAAGAUGCCACUUAGAGCAUCCUUGCACAGAAAGCCAACUUCUGGUCGUUGGUCAAGCAGACAUUCAAAGCGCAGAGAGGUUCUCUCUGUCAACAUGAUCAGUCUACCACUAGCUGAUUUCCGCCAUAUCUCACAUAUUGGAAAUGAUGCCCAUAGAGACAGCUUUGGAGAUCUUUCGUUCCUAAAAAUGGGCCACAGCCUGCUUCUACAAAGCUCCCAAAGUGAGCAAAAUCUCUUCCUGGCCUGCUCUCCACCCCCAAAGCCACCUCGUCUAAAUAUGGAGCCAGAGGGUUCCAAGAGCACGGACUGGCCUGUGGACCACCAGGAGAAUGCCAGCCAGAAGAGGAAGAAAUGCAGCUCUAUGCCACUACUGGACAGCGAGGAAGGUGAGACUGUAUUGGUGGACAGGUAUGAAAGGGAAAACAACGUUGCAACCCAUCAGUUUUCCAGUGCUGGGUGGGACAACAUGAGCGCGGACAGCAAUAGAGACUACUCGGUGGUCGGUGACAAAAGUGAAGGACAACAGAAAGAGGAGGACAAUGGCUUUUCUUUUAGCCUCGACCUGGGUCCUUCCAUUUUGGACGAUGUCCUGCAGGUGAUGGACAAACUUCAACAUUGAAUGAAAUAGCUAAGAAUACAUAGAGAAAAUGAGAAAAUCAAACUCCAGUUUCUUCUGGGAAACACAAAUCAUUAGCUCUCCGGCAUAGUGAAAAACUUCCAUGACUUUUGGGGAAAGCAAGUGAACAACUAAGAUAUAGAGAUGAAUUUGGUGAAAACGUCCGCAUUGUAGUAAAAUGGUUUGGAAUCAUCGGCAGAUGUUAAGUGUGCCAUGUAAUUUGUUUAUGAAAAAAAAAAUUGUUUAACCAGAGGUAUUCUGCUUAAUAUUCCACUUUGUGGUGAUAUUGAUAUUAAACUUUUGAGUUGUAAAUUU